Anopheles maculipalpis is the source of this 2391-nucleotide messenger RNA. RefSeq lists its product as uncharacterized. Lineage: Eukaryota; Metazoa; Arthropoda; Insecta; Diptera; Culicidae. The record is from RefSeq and is a predicted model, not a curated record. Gene Ontology annotation, molecular function: chitin binding. Gene Ontology annotation, cellular component: extracellular region. The coding region runs from base 1 to 2391 and encodes 796 amino acids. The transcript has 2 exons.
AUGGCACAUUUAAACGCUUUUCAUGUGCUUUCGAUUGUGUUACAUCUAUUGCUGGUAAACGGGCAACAAUUGCCCCUAGAUGAAGGUUGUCCAAAAGCCACACGUCCGCACAUGACUCGGUGCGAUCAGUAUUACCGAUGCACUGUACUGUCGAAAGAUGCACACGUUUGGGUAGCGACCCAGUGCCAGAAAGGACUCGUAUAUCUGCACCAUCUCGGCACAUGUGUGGUACCAGAUAACGAUUGGGAAUGUGACGUUUCGGCCGAAAACGAAAGCAAACAUAGCGAUGAAAAUGUGUACGGAAUCGAUAAUCUAAAUGUGCCUUCGUCGUUAUCUACCAACUCCAACUCUGCUAGUGAAGAAAACUCACAAGAAGCUAACGGUUCUGUCGCAUCGAAAGAGGAUAGCCUGAAGCUGAGAGAUUCCCCACAGAACGAUAUGAACGAUAUGGAAUCGAGUGGUGAUGGCAGUCCGGAACGUUUACACGAAGAACCUCACACAGUCACUAUGCCCGCUCCUGCCCGGGUUGAUGCUUCAACGAACUCCCCAGGAACCUUAAAUCCUUCAAUGCUCGACUCUUUUCUGGCCUAUUACGAUACGCAGAAUGCGCUAAAGGUCAAAACAAAGCAACAAUCUCCUCCAAAAAUGGACGAAAAGAACUACCUGGACCAUCUGAAGCAGAUCGUGAACCAACAGAAACAACUCAACGAAAUGGCACGCAUUCCAAGCCAUACAGAUAUGUUCUCGUACGAAACUGUUCCGGUGCAGCAACUCACUGCAAAGAAAGAAGCCGUAAUAGAUGAGCCUUUAUCUAAGCUUAAUCUCUCACCAGGAAUGCAGGACAUCAUAAAAAGUAUUUUGGAUAUUUCUCAAAAAGCAAUUGCGAAUCAAAAAGCACCUGCUGCUUCUCCUUCUGUCACGCCAGAAGUGAAAGAUCCAGUGGUGAAGCCUAUUUUUAUACCGAUUUCAGUGAAUCCGGUUCCUGCACCGAGCGUGCCAACACCACCAACGACUACAGAGCAACCGUUAAAAGCUCAAUAUCCAGGCUCGUACAAUAUGGGUUUGUCUGGCCCACCCAGCAUGGGUCAAAACACAAUGCAAAAUAGUUUUAGAAUUACCGGUACAAACGAUACACAGUUUUACGGCUUUCCACAGCAAGUAUUAUACGACGCUUAUGGGAAUAAGUAUGUACCGAAGGAUGCCUAUCAACCAAUGACUUCAAGCUAUACGACUGGUGUUUAUAAUCCUUACUUGAAAGCAGUACCUCCAUCAUCAAUGAUGAUCAAUUCUCCUUCAGGAUCAUUUUAUUCGACUAAUGGCCUUAUUUCCGCACCUUCAAGAUUUGCCGAUCCGCUGUCAUACUUUCACAGUUAUGGUCCAUCAUCUCAGCGCAUAAAUCCAUUAGUGCGGGAUUAUGAUGCAGCUGAUGACAUUAUCGAUCGAGUGAAGCUGCUAGAAUCAAUCGAAUCGAUCGAAAGUGACAGUGGGCAAGAUGGAAGUCUGGAAAAGGAUCUACCGCUGCCAGUUAACCGACACGCCGUUGACGUGGACGAUGAAGUUUCGAAUGAGGAUGGUCAGGGUGAUACGAACGGUGCCAACACCAAGUACACAAGGAAGCUGUUUACUCUCGGCGAUAUGACAUUCGAUUACGAGCAGUAUAAGGACAGCAUGCUUCCGUUGGUCGAUGCCAAUCCGGACGAUGAGCGAAUCUCCAUCGUGAUGUGCACGGUGGGUAGCCGGCAGCCGAACAAUACCGAUUGCUUCCGCUACUACAUCUGCAAUCCGCAUAAUGGUGUGUUCCAAUCGUACACCUGCCCUCCGACGACGGCGUUCAAUAAGAAAUCUCGCAUGUGCGAUGUGUCGUCGUACAAACAGUGUAAGCAGCGGAUGACUCCACCAGCUCCACCACGGUCCCAAUUACGAACGCGCAAGCAACCCGCUCCGGGGCAAGGCGUUAGCCAGAUCAAUCAGAUCAAACAGGAACUGCGAAAGGCACAGAAGUACGUCGAAUUGAUACGACUCGAGGCGAACAAGUUGCGGCGUCACAGUAGCGUUCCUUCAUCCCAAAGCCAAAACGUUAUUUACCUUCCAUCGAUGGGGGGCCACACACCGGUUCGCGAAAACACCAAAGUGAAGCAAAAGGAACUGCCCAAGAAAAAGAAACGACCAUCCACCGGUUCAAAGCGCAUCUCAGCGGCUAUGGCCAAACCGGCGAAAGGUGUACCGCGAUGUCGGGUCGAAGGACGUAUGCCGGAUCCGAUGGACAAAACGAACUACUACGUCUGCCACCGGAAGAGUCCGAACAAGUUCAUCAAGAUUAAGAUGGCUUGUCCGGCGGAUCUUUUGUACUGUUCCGAGACGCAGUUUUGCACGCUCAGUGCCAACUGCUGA